AUGGCAAAAAAUCUUAUCAAGGUUCCACUUAUGAUACCUUCGUGGAAAAGUAAGAUAAAAUUCCCUCAAAGAUUCAAAGGCACUAUAGUAGAAAAAUGGGCUGACUAUUGGAAGAACUUAUUUAUUGAUUAUCGCCAAAUGUUGCAAGAUCUCAGAAGUGAUAUCCAAGAUAACCCAACUAAAGCUAUGAAAUAUACUGUUGGCAUUAUGACAGUUUGUUGUUUAAUGAAAAAGAAUCCAAAUGAAAUUGAUUUCAAAGAUGAAUUAAAGCAAAUUAAUAAUGAAAUUGUUAUGGUUAGCAGUGCUUGUUUAAAUGAAAAUGCAGCACAACAUCUUCAAUUUCUAAAUACUUGUUACAAUCAAGGUGCACUACACUACAGAAGUUUGGGAAUUGCAUCUAUAAUGUACACAUCCGAUUUAAAUAGCUCCUGUGACCUGUACAAAGCACACUGUUCAUAUGUGCAACCUACAUAUCUCAGCUUUUUAUCAAGAAUAGUUGAUGUAGGCAUUGGUGGCAGAUGGUGGAACCUAUUUAUAAAGACUACUAAUUAUGAUGUGAAGUCUUAG
Messenger RNA from Arctia plantaginis, 567 nucleotides. The record is from the annotation of a GenBank genome assembly. NCBI's taxonomy places the organism in Eukaryota, Metazoa, Arthropoda, Insecta, Lepidoptera, Erebidae.